GCAAAUCCACUCCUGCACAAGUCCAAACAAGCCCACACGGAUUGCCCAAGCUUCUGGCUCAAUCCCAAGAGCCAACCAGCCCAUCGGUACACCCGGGUCUCCCACAUGGCCCGACCACUGUCCAGACCCGGCCCAACUGCCCAUGACUUGAACACUCAGUCCAGCUGAGUUGAGCUGAUCCCCAGCUGCCCCUUCUGAGUGAGUGUUUGAUCGGAAAACGGUGAUAAAAGGAUGUGGGUUUAACAAAGACGUUUUAUUAUGGUCGGAAGAGACGUUCAGUCGGUUACAAGAGAAGUAAAGAGAAUGCGACAGAAGAGAAGCCGGCAACUCGAUGAGCUACCGGAAAAGUACAGAUAACGGCAAGAUGAAGCAAAGGUGAAAACCCUAAUCUAGCCGCCAGGUGUUAGUCAGAUGAUUUCGGAUCCCCUUCUCGUUUCUCUUCCUUCUCCUUAUAUAGUCCUCUGAUGUGUCGUUCUUGACCUAGCUUAAGUCGUCUUCGUGGGCCUUCUUUAUUGGGCCGAGAGGCCCGCAUUCGUCCGAGCGGUCGCUGAGCUGUGUGCCUUUUAGUCGGCGUCGCUCGACUUGAGAUACUGUAGAGGCAAGCCGAGUAAUCAACCGGUUUAAGCUGACUAUUCGAGCCAUCGCUUUCCUUGGUCUGGGCCGGGCCUUAUAUUCCUUGGGCCUUGUGGGAUGAUUAAAUCCAUCCUCUACAGUAAGUCCCCCCAGUCCAUCGGUGAGCGGAGAGUCGACAAGCUCAUGAUGGAUUCUGGAACUCGAAGGUUCAAAGGAAUAGGAGUCCUGUCGGGAGAUUGAAACGAUGGGUCGAUGAGUCGCGGGGAAGGCUGCGGUAAUGCCUUCUCUCGAAGUCGUUGAGUCGCAGGGAAGGCUGCGAUAAUGCCUUCUCUCGGAGUCGUUGAGUCGCAGGCUCCCAGAUUUUGAUCGGUAAAUCCUGGCUAAUUUACCGGUUUAACCGAUCUUAGGAUAACCGUUUGGUUAAUUAAGAUAAGAAGCCGGAAAGUCGCGGGAGUCGAUGGGGUUUUUGGGGGAAACUCGAGGCCCGUUUAGGCCCAUUUAGGUUUAAUAAUGAUGCCUCGAAUCUUUCCCCCUUUUUCCCUUCACGAGUGUCUCGGGGAGUCAAAACGCCACGAGGGUCCGCUGGGUAUUUAGGGGGAAUUUCGAGGCCCAUUUAGGCCCGAUUAGACCUAAUGAUGAUGCCUCGAACUCCUCCCUCUCUUCUCCUUAUAAAUAUGCGGAUCCCCUUUCAUUUCUUUAAGUUUCUUCCGCGAUCAAAGGUACUUUCUCUCUCCUUCCUUUAUCUCUCUAAGUGUUGUAGCCUUCGUUCGACGCGAUCUUCAUUAUGUCAUCGGUUCCGAGAUUAUCGAGGCAACAGAAAGGAAAAUCGGUUGCGGCGACGUCGACGCCGGCAAGGAAUCCCGACGGAGGUCGUCUCGGGGAUCUUGAAUCUACCCACCAUGCGGCGAUGAUGGACACCGCCAAUUUGUCUCGUUCCCAAAGGCUCCUGGUCGCAGAUGCCACGAGGCUUGCGAGGGAAGGGAAUGAGAACGUCGCUGUUAGAGACGCGACGGAGUGUGCGAGAGACGGGCAGAGCGGGGCGAUGCCUGUCGACUCGGUUACUUUGAGAGCUCGCCCUAUGGAGGGCGAUCCUCCUGAAAAUGACGAUCCCGAAGCUGAGUUAGUCCCGACGACCUUCUAUCCCGACGGGAUUUUCGAGGAGCUUCCGAGACUUCUACCCGACCUGCUUCGCCCUGCCUUCGUGGCUGGUCAAGACUGGGAGGGUGUAGAAGAGACUAAAUCGACCCCGAGGAGCGUGAAGAAGGUUCUUCGAUCCAAGGGCGCUACGGGCGUAACUUUCCUUAUCCCCACGAAGGAGCAGAGACCUUGGUCUCCUCCGAUCGGAUAUCAGACGGUAUACGAGUCUUACUUCCAGGAGGACACUCGCUGUUGGUUCCCGAUCCCGCGACUAAUCACUGCGUACGCUAGGCGGCGAGACAUCGCGAUUAGCCAACUAUUGAAUGGCUCGCUGCGACUGGCCGUCACCUUAUCGGUUUUAGCGGAGCAGAUCGAUAUGCCGAUGAGAGUCAGAUCUUUCGAGGAGAUGACCUCGAAAACCGACAUGAAGGACGGGACCUACUCGGUGAAGAUGCGACCAAACUGUAACGUAUGCGCCGGCCAUCCGAACAAGACGCAGAAUUGGCAGCGCUCUUACUUUUUUCUUAAAUCCGACGACUCAGCUUUCGAGGAGCCUCCUCGGGAGGACUAUCGGGUUCUUUGGAACCGUUCCUGUGGUAGAGUAUCUUGUCGCGAACUGCGUCUGACUUGGUUGUUUUUAAUGAGAUUCUCCUUUUCUUUUGUUCGCAGUUGGCCAUCCUACGUCUUCCGUCUACCCCGAGGAUUUCUUGAAGAGCGUUCAAGCCGUCGCUUUGCUUAGAAUCUACCGUUGGUCCGAGAUCACCGUCGAGAAGACCUACGAGUUUAAAGAUCGAAUUGCUCGAAGAGGGUGGAGGUCAGAUCUUCCGACAGCUCUUCCUAUUCGCAAGAAGAGACUAGAAAUUUUCCCAAGAGAUAUCCAGAAGCAAGUCACCGAGGCAAAGAGAAUGGGAACUCUUCCAGACUUAAGCGCGAUGCUAGCUGCUCAACUGGGACUGGCUAGCGGGGGCGGCCCCUCGACGGCUGUUCCUCGUGCUGGCGAGAUUCCCCCUUCCGAUGCUGCAAAUGCGGGAAAAGGUAGGAAGAGGAAGAGGGGUGACUCGGGAAUCGAGGGGAGUGCUGGGGAGGCGAGUGGCGUCCCCCUUUCCGGUGAUCCUCAGAAGAAGAAGAAGAGGAGGAAGAAGACCAAGAGGUCUGUUGAGGUUCAGUCGGAGGAUCCCGAGGAGCCAACUGGAGCUGAGGAGGAAGAAGAAGAAACCCAACCUGAAGAGGAGGUUUCUGAGGCUGAAGUCUCGAGAGAGCGAGACGAAGCGGGGGAAGCAGAUGGAUCUGAGGCCUCCCUUAACGCCGCCGUCCCGGACGGUUCCGAUGAAAAUAGCGGAGAAUCGCCGCUUUUGAUGAGGAGGCACAACGAGGAGAUCGACGAUGAAGUACGAUCUCCUACUUUGGCGUUUCCUCGCGAGGGAACCCCGGCUAUUACUGGGGUUGGGGCCGUUCAGAUCGGCACGUCUCCUCGCGGCUCUGCUGUCUUAAGGAGGGCUCCCGGGAUUAACUUUCCGGACAAAGUCUCCUUCCACUACGAGGGGCCGGCCCCUCUGGCGUAUGUUCCUGAGAGGUGUGGGGAACUUCUUCGCCAACUCAGGGGGAGGGCGAAACCUCUACCUGCCGUGAAGGACCUCAUCUUUGGGAGUGAAUACGAGGAGGCUGCGAGGGCAAAGCUGCUGGGAGACGGCGCGAUGAAUGUCGUAAUUGACAAAUACGACACUGCCCUGAAAGGAGUCUCGACUGAACUUGAGCUGGCCAAGAAGGAGCACGCGGAGAAAGAGGAAGCUUCUGCUCGUCAGCUAAGUACAUCAAAGGCUAACGUUGAGAGGCUCAAUGGGAUGGUCACCCGCGCGAUGGCUUGAAGAGACGAACUCAAGGCCGAUCUGGUGGCGUCUCGCGGG
Molecule: messenger RNA, 3614 nt
Organism: Brassica rapa (field mustard)
Lineage: Eukaryota; Viridiplantae; Streptophyta; Magnoliopsida; Brassicales; Brassicaceae
Source: RefSeq, a predicted model, not a curated record